AUUCACGUGGGGCACGUUCGAGGCGCAAGAGGAUCGCGGGUGUCAUUGCGUCGGAUAUCCGCCAGGUGCCGCCAUUACUCCUUUUUCAAUACAAUGUAGCCGUUUCAUCGAAACGCUACAAAUAAAAUCACAUCACUUGAGAGACGGAGUGCUUUGCGGCCGCGCACAUGGACGAGUUGGCCGAGAGUGUGGUGCCCGAGGGCAGCUCGGGUAGCUGGGAGCGCCCGGACAGCCCGGACAGCCUGGAGGGUCCGGAGAGCCCGGAGAGUUCGAGCACGAGCUCGGCGCACGUGUCCGAAGUGCAGUGCUUUGAUGACAUAUACAGGUAUGACAAGAAGCAGCAGCAGGAGAUCGUGGCAGCCAAGCCUUGGAGCAAAGACUGGCAUUACUUCAAAUACUGCAAGAUCUCCGCCUUGGCACUGCUGAAGAUGGUGAUGCAUGCCCGGUCAGGCGGAAACCUGGAGGUGAUGGGACUGAUGCUGGGGAAGGUUGAUGGAGCGACAAUGAUCAUCAUGGAUAGCUUUGCCUUGCCGGUGGAGGGCACAGAGACGCGUGUCAACGCCCAGGCAGCCGCCUACGAGUACAUGACGGUCUACAUCGAGAAUGCCAAACUGGUCGGCCGGCUGGAGAACGCCAUCGGCUGGUACCACAGUCACCCAGGCUACGGCUGCUGGCUCUCAGGCAUCGAUGUCAGCACUCAGAUGCUCAACCAGCAGUUCCAGGAGCCUUUCGUGGCUGUCGUCAUUGACCCAUCUCGAACCAUAUCUGAAGGCAAAGUCAACCUGGGAGCCUUCAGAACAUACCCUAAGGGCUUCAAGCCGCCAAGCGACAGGCCCUCUGAUUAUCAGACCAUCCCGCUGAAUAAAAUAGAAGACUUUGGUGUGCACUGCAAACAAUACUAUGCACUGGAAGUAACAUAUUUCAAGUCCACCCUGGACCGCAAGUUGCUGGAGCUCCUGAGGAACAAACACUGGAUCCACGUUCUCAGCUCGACAAGCCUGCUGACAAAUUUAGAAUACACGACGGGGCAGGUGCUGGACCUGUCUGAGAAGCUGGAGCAGUCCGAGUCGCAGCUGGGAAGAGGCUCCGUCGUGCCGAGUGCGGAUCCCAGGGACCGCAAGACCGACGACAAACUGGCCAAGGCGACGCGGGAGAGCUGCAAGACCACUAUAGAAGUCAUCAACGGCUUAAUGUCCCAAGUGAUCAAAGAUAAUCUCUUCAAUCAAGUGUACGUGCGUCCCGAAAAGCCAGGAGGAAAACCAUAGCUCCCUGCAGAUGUGAACACUGACAUCCCGAUGGCAGUAAAAGGGUGGAAAUUAUUCACUUCAGUCUUAAACGCACAAUUAAACAGUACAAGUACUACCCUAGGUGUGUGUUUUGUGUAAUUCUUUCUCAGGCCAGUCACAGGUCGAAGACUAAAAUGUUUGGUGCAAUAAAAGGUCUGACAGAAUUCGGUUACCUUGCAAAAGUUAACUGUUUACUCUGUGGUCUUAUUCGCAUUGAAAUCAUCAAUUCCAAUUAUUUCAGUACUCGGCAUCGCAAACUUUGUUUUAUUUUUUCCUUUUCUCCCCUUUGUUUGCUUCAUUUAAAGCACCAAUGCCUACAAUUUUUUUGAAGUUUGUGUUCUCGUUUAGUGUGUGCCUUAUUCAAAUAAUAUGUGAAGUAUUUUGUAUGCUUUAGAGGUGGUGCUGCUCUGUGAUAUUUCCAUUGCAUUUAAUUAUUUGGCUAUGUCUGGACUACACACACUACUGUGUGACCUAGUGUAACACUCUAAGAAAGUCAUGACUGAGUCUUUCAUCACGCACCACAAUGCAACUGGCAGCUUGUCGGCUGGGUUCUAGCCCAUUGUGGUAUUACAUAAUGGAAGAGUAAACAGUCAUGGUCUCAUAUGGUAAAUCCUACCUGGCACAUGUGUAACCUGUCACCCAUGAACACUCUAGCAGGUUCUCUCUGUGCCUUACACAGUUGUUCGGGGCCCUACGGCUAGAAGGUUUGAAGUGAUGCGUCGCAGAAGCUGGAGCAGAUAGACUGGGAUCCAUUCAGGCAGCAGUUCUGUUCUGUAUCGCUGUGGACCCUCAGACAGCAUGUUUGUUCUGAAACACACAGGGUGUUGCGCCUGGAGGGUGGAGGAGAGGAAGCGAACAUUUUCAUGGUUCUCUUGUUUCACUGAUCAAUUAGCAGAUUUAUUUUGUUUUUGGGGCAGCAGGAUC
Molecule: messenger RNA, 2210 nt
Organism: Scleropages formosus (Asian bonytongue)
Lineage: Eukaryota; Metazoa; Chordata; Actinopteri; Osteoglossiformes; Osteoglossidae
Product: COP9 signalosome complex subunit 5-like
Exons: 9
Coding region: 168-1265 (365 amino acids)
Molecular function (GO): metallopeptidase activity; protein binding
Source: RefSeq, a predicted model, not a curated record